CGACUUCCGCGCUACCGGUAGCUCAGAUUGCAUGAUGGAGGCAAAUAGUGUGCAUGACCGGAGCCUGUCCAAACACCAGUGGCUCGUCAAUGAACAAGCCAUAGCAGCCAUCGCGCCCUCUGAAACGGACAAUGACGACUCGUGCCUCGAAUCCAACGAGCUGGAGCAAGUCUACGAAAUAUUUCGCUUCUACGACUCGUCGCUCCAUGGCGACCGGCUCCCGUCAAUCAACUUGCCACGAUUCAUUGAAAUCCUCAAAGACGGACACAUCCUGUCCAGUUCGUUUACUGCGCAACAAGCGGAGGAAGUGUUUGCCACGGCAGUACUUGGAAAACUACGCACAUACCUGGACGCCGAUGGGGCCCCAGCUCUCUCGUUCAAACUAUUCUGUGGGGCACUUAUGCAAUGUGCCACGAUUAAGUUUCCAAGCAUGGUCCCGAGUUCGGCACUUCGAAAGCUCGCGCGACGGCACCUGUUUUCGCUGAUGACGGAGCUUCUAUCGGCCACACAUGGCGGUUCGAACACCAACCACAGCCAUCACCUUGUGGGUAGCAAAGGUGUGGCCGUGGCCAUUGGUGACAACUACUGGCAUCCGUUGGACGCUCAAUUUGAAACGCGGUUGCAAAAGCGAAGAGUGUCUCAAGUUGCGUACGACAGCGUGGUGCGACAUAUUUUACCGACUCCUCCACUCCCCGCCGACACUAGCAUGGUGGUGACCCCCGAGAUGCGCGCGUGUUUUCAAGAAGACCAUUUGGACAUAAUUGUCGAUCGCUUUCACUUGUUCGAUCAUGCAGAGACAGGCACGAUCGACCACGGCGAGGUGUUCGUGUACUUUCACGGCCUCGCCGACGCCCUCGCGCUCGGAAACGUCCAGCCCCUUGUGGCCCAAUUGAAGUCGGUCGACAAAGUCACUUUGCCGUCCAUUUUGCACGUCCUUCUUGGCCAGACCAAGCUCGAUACAGCACCGUCGACUCCGAACCUCACGAACCCCAUGGCCACAAGCGCCUCACCGUCCAGCGCCACGGACCGUGUCGACGACAUCGAAACGAAAGAAACACUGCUCGCCUUGUCCCACGACUGCCCACCAGACAACUGGGAACUCGACGACAUUGUCCACGCUCCAGACUACAACAACCCUUCCACCAAGGCCAAUACAGUCAUCAAACGAGUGACAAUCACGAACAACACCCAGACAAAGAAACCGAAAAAGCCGCGCGCGGCUGCCCUGCCUCGGGUGGUCAUGGUGCAUACCGGCAUGAGCGAACACAGCGUCAAGAAAUUCUGGGAAGCUACGGUUCGGGACCACGGCCUCGCCGAAACCUGGGGCUUGUUUCAAAAAGGUGAGAAGCGAAUGCUCACGGAAACCCACACGCGACUCAAGACGGAAGACAGCGCCAAGGCGCUGUUGCAAUUGCGGGUGCGCAGCCGAUUGGCCGAAGGGUUUGUGGUUAUGGAAGGCAAAAAGUACGUGGCCGACGCCCUCGCCGCGGACAAGGCCAGCAAGGAAAAAAAGGCGGCGGCGGCGGCGUCCGCCAAGGAAAAGAGUCAAACGUGGACGCCCAAGAUUUUGAGUCUGGACAAGGGCAGCACGGUCGUGCGAUCGUCAUCCUUAUCCAACCUACCCCUGUACAGUCCCACGAACCACCAGCCGUUGUACCACAAGGCACCGUAUCAACUCCCACCCGACUGGAAAGACCGCACCGCGACACACACAGAUAUGUCGUGGGUGCGUGAAUCGUUUUGCCGCGCUCCAGUUGGCCACCAGCAUGAUAUAGAAAGGCAUCGCCCGGUCCACCCAACGAUUCGAGCCAAUUUGUACUUGGCCGACAUGACUCGACUUGGCAUGUUGCCUCGAAUUCACGACAAAUCGCCCAGUCGAUGACAACGACUUCGAGUUCUUGAGAGCUGUAUGUGGAUGUGACUCUCAAGUCGGAAGGUAAUAUCUGGCAUAAAUGACCC
This is a messenger RNA of Aphanomyces astaci, 1959 nucleotides long. RefSeq lists its product as hypothetical. NCBI's taxonomy places the organism in Eukaryota, Oomycota, Saprolegniomycetes, Saprolegniales, Verrucalvaceae. Bases 32 to 1882 code for a protein of 616 amino acids. The transcript is spliced from 13 exons. The record is from RefSeq and is a predicted model, not a curated record.